This is a messenger RNA of Anopheles merus, 4403 nucleotides long. It is a transcript of the gene Ranbp21, whose product is annotated as exportin-5. Gene Ontology annotation, cellular component: cytoplasm; RNA nuclear export complex; nucleus. Gene Ontology annotation, molecular function: small GTPase binding; nuclear export signal receptor activity; RNA binding. The record is from RefSeq and is a predicted model, not a curated record. The coding region runs from base 358 to 4059 and encodes 1233 amino acids. Gene Ontology annotation, biological process: RNA export from nucleus; protein export from nucleus. Lineage: Eukaryota; Metazoa; Arthropoda; Insecta; Diptera; Culicidae. The transcript has 6 exons.
AUUCUUGCGGAGAAGAAGAGAAAGAAGACAUUUAGCAGCGCGAGACCGCGUUUACAAAAAUUGUUCCUACUGCAUUUUACACAAUUUCGCUUGCGGCACGCUACCGAAAGCAGAGAGCAGCCAGCCGGGACCGAAUUCACGCCGGAAAUGACAAACUGUUGACGGUGCAGCCGAGUUGGGAAAAGCGUGCGUGUGCUGAGAGGCAAACUUCCUGGCCCCCCAUUCGCCCGUGCUCGAUCCAGUCGCAGUCGAGGUUGUGCCACUCGUCGGGCUGCAGCGCAAAAGCAGGGAGCGAGAAGAGUGUGAACGGUUUCGACAGAAGGGAGGGUGUGAUCCGACAAGCGCCACCCGCCCGCAAUGGAGAUGGCUCACGAUGUGCUGGAACUCGCCAACGAGCUGGCUCGUGCCGUGAAGAUAACGAUGGAUCCGGAAGCAACACAGCAGGCAAGGAUGGACGCGUACGUAGCAUGUGAACGCUUCAAAGACAUAUCACCACUGUGCGCACAGGCGGGUCUUUCGCUGGUAACCGGCGCCUAUCCCCCGAUCGUGCGCCACUUCGGGCUGCAGCUGAUGGAACACACGGUCAAGUUUAACUGGAACAGCAUCUCGCAGCAGGAGAAAAUAUUCAUCAAGGAGAACGCGAUGAAGCUGCUGCAGGCCGGCGUCGGCGAGGCGCAGGACCAGAGCCUGGCCCACAUCAAGGACGGCGUGUCGCGCAUCAUCGUCGAGAUGAUCAAGCGCGAGUGGCCCCAGCAGUGGACGACGCUGCUGGUCGAGCUGAGCGACGCCUGCUCGCAGGGCAUGGCCCAGACCGAGCUGGUGCUGCUCGUGUUUCUCCGGCUCGUCGAGGACGUGGCGCUGCUGCAGACGAUCGAGUCGAACCAGCGGCGGAAGGACAUCUACCAGGCGCUCACCGUGAACAUGUCGGAGAUCUUCACCUUCUUCCUGCGCCUGAUCGAGCUGCACGUGGGCGAGUUCCGCAGCGCCACUACCGGCGGCGACGAGCACAAAGCGCACGGCCACAGCCGGGUGGUGCAGGUGGCACUGCAGACGCUGACCGGCUUUGUGGAGUGGGUUUCGAUCAACCACAUCAUGGCGGCCAACGGCCGACUGCUGCAGAUCCUGUGCAUCCUGCUGACGGACGUCGAGUUCCAGCAGCCGGCGGCGGAAUGCUUGGGCCAGAUUACGAACCGGCGCGGCCAGCUGAAGGACCGCAAACCGCUGCUGCUGCUGUUCGAGGAUGCGCCGGUCGAGCACUACUACCAGGCGGCCACCCAGAACGAGCGGCUCGAGACGGAGGCGUACUAUCUGUUUCUGAAAAAGCUCGCCCAGGUGCUGACGGGGCUUGCCUCCCAGCUGACCGCACUGUGGGGCAAGGAGGAGUGCCAGCCGAUCAAACCCCACUGCCUGGCGACCUUCCUCGGCACGGUGCUGAUCUUUACGCGCCACGCCAGCUACAGUCUCGCGCACCCGGCCGCCCUGAUCUGGACGACGCUGCUGAAGCACGAGCAAAUCUCGAAGGAGCAUCUCGUGCUCGAGUACAUUCCAAAGGUGAUCGAGGUGAUCGGGCCGAAAAUCAUCAAGGUGAACUAUCCGGUGCGGCGCUGGACCGGCAUCACGAUGCACCCGCAAACGUUCGCCAGCCUCGACUACGACGCGGAGGAAGAGUGGCUGGUGUUUUUCUUCCGCUGCCGGACGGACUUUUUGGAGAUCUUCCGCCAGGCCACGCUGAUCGCACCGCUCGUGACGUUCUCGUACUGCGAGCACUGGCUGAACGCGAUGCUCGGCAAGACGGCCGCCUGCGACCGGAGUGCCACCGCCUGCAGCGUCACCGACCCGCUCUACCUCGAGUGGGACGCCCUCACCAACGCGCUGGACGGUGUGCUGUCGCGCAUCCUGAUGGUGACCGAGCGGCCGUCCGUCUCGGCCGGGCUGCGCCUGCUCGAGGAGUGCUUGAAGGUGGAGUCGAACGAUCCGCUCGUCCUGUCCGUGAUGCUGUCCUGCAUCUCCUCGCUGUUCGUGUUUCUCAGCAUGUCCUCCUGCCAGAUUACGGCCGCGAACUGUGUGGCCAUGACGGGGGUGCAGCUGUUGCCGCGCGUGCUCGAGAAGAUUUUCGCCUCGCUCGUGUUCCAGGAGGUGGGCGAAACGCGGCACACGCGCACGGUGGCGGUGAAGAACUUGCGGCGCCACGCGGCCGCCCUGAUGGUGAAGAUUGCGCACAAGUACCCGCUGCUGCUGCUGCCCAUCUUCGACCAGAUCAACACGAGCGUGAAAAACCUGAUCGUGCAGCCGGAGCGGCUGAGCAAGGUGGAGCAGGUGACGCUGCUCGAGGCGCUGCUGCUCAUCUCGAACCACUUCUGCGACUUUGAGCGCCAGAGCGGCUUCGUGGCGGAAGUCAUCCGCGAUGGGGUGUCGAUCUGGGGCGGGCUGCUGGUGCCGGUGGUGAAAAACGCGCACACCUUCAUCGAGUACGUGGGGCUGAACCGGCCGGCGAUCGAACCGUUCGCGACCACGGUCGAGGAUCCGUACAACGUCAAUCGCCGGCAGCUGACGUACGCGCUCAACCUGGUGCUGGGCGUUAUUAAGCGCUGCUCCUGGCCGGACGAUCCCGAUCGCUGCUCGCGCGGCGGAUUCGUGGUCGCGCUCACCGAGUCCGGCAAUCCGAUCUGUCGCAAUCCGGCCACCUCGCACGUGGUCCCACUGUUACCGCACAUCCUGUCGCUGAUGCGCUGCCUCAACGAGCUGUGGAAGCCGGACGCGCUGCAAUCGUUCUCCGACUCGUUCCGCAACGCGAACGGUAUGCAGGAGAGCGAGAAAAAGCAGCUGCUCGGCGUGUCGCCGGUGCUGCAGGAUCCGCUCGAUCCGGCGCAAAAGCUGCCCCCGACCGCGUUCGGGCGUAUGCAAACGUUUCUGGCGGGCAUUUUCGAGCACUGUUACCACAUGAUGGGUUCGGCCGGGCCGUCGCUGGGGCGUGAUCUGUACGCGCUGCCCGGCAUUGCGAACGCGAUCGUGGGGAGUGUGUUUGCGAGUCUCGAGUAUGUGCCCGACUUUCGCCUUCGGACGAUCGUGCGCGUGUUCCUGAAGCCAUUCAUCUACUCCUGCCCACCGGUGUUCCAUGAAGCAGUCCUUUUGCCAAUCUUUGCCCACUUUGUUCCAUUCAUGCUGACAAGACUGACUGCUCGCUGGCACUACAUAACGGCGCUGUACGAAUCCGGCGAACUGGGCGAGGACGUGAACGACACCCAGGAGGUGCUGGAGGAUAUGCUCAACCGUACGCUGACCCGCGAGUACAUCGAUGUGCUGAAGGUGGCGCUCGUCGGCAGCACCAUCGAUCCGACGGCCAACUCGACCAGCGACGCAACGAUGGCCGGCGGCAUGGAUCAGGACGAUCAGAGUAUGGACGGUACGCCGCAGGCACUGACGCGCGCCGCCCAAUCGGCCAUGACGUCGGAGGUGAUUAGCGAUCUGGGCGGCAAGCUGCUGCGCAACCAGUACACCAGCAACCCGAUCGUCAUGACGGUGCUAAGCGUACUUUCGUGGAAUGACAGCAACUCCAGCCUGAAGGCGACACUGCUCAGCGGUCCAAUCAUCCGUUUCCUAGCAGCGGAACAGUUAAUCACGGAAGCGCUGGCCUCCAACAUUAUCAUCGCGGUGUUGAAGGCCCUGCAGCUGCACGGUCAGCACGAAUCGAAUCAGACGUCACUCAUUACGCUCGGCGUGCAAGCGUACGAAAUACUGCGCCCCAAGUUCCCGAACAUACUCGAGGUGCUGCAGCAGAUCCCGAACGUGAGCGCCGGCGACAUACAGAAGCUGGACGAGAAGAUAUCGUCCGGCAGCACCAAGGGCAACAAGAUCGACAAGGCCAAGAAGGACCUGUUCAAGAAGAUUACCACCAACAUUAUCGGGCGCAACAUUGGCCAGCACGGUCGGAAGGAGGUGAAGAUACUGAACCUGCAGCCGAUCGUGCCGCCGCCCAACAAUCAUCGCCCGAACGCAUUUAAUCUGAUCGAAAGCAACCAGGAAACGGGACUGGCGCAUUUAUUCACCAACCGCAGCUAGUGUGCCAUGGUAGGAGGAAGCGCGAUGGGUGUUGCCAGAGUGGUGUGUAGAGAGCGAGGGAGGUGUGUGUGUGUUCAGUCAGUCUCAGUGUAGAAGGAGUCGGAUCAGGUCCAGUGUGCGCGACGCACGUAUUUGUGAAUACCUUUUUAUUACGAAUUAAUGCUUAAGCUACCUUCGGUCGGUUUCUUUUUUUUUAUAUUUAUUAGUCAAUCGAGCGAAAAACGAUGAAACUCUUCGCCCGCGUCUCGACGCGUGGUACGGCGAGCGUGAGUACCUUGGGCGGGUCGGGACGAAACGAACGAUACAAACAUGUAAAUCCACGCGUAACCGAUUGAUAAUUGUUA